Molecule: messenger RNA, 2414 nt
Organism: Melitaea cinxia (Glanville fritillary)
Lineage: Eukaryota; Metazoa; Arthropoda; Insecta; Lepidoptera; Nymphalidae
Exons: 7
Coding region: 1-2376 (791 amino acids)
Biological process (GO): regulation of transcription by RNA polymerase II
Cellular component (GO): nucleus
Molecular function (GO): protein binding
Source: RefSeq, a predicted model, not a curated record
AUGGCUCCCAUACGUUAUAGCUUGCAUUAUGAAGAUUAUUCAGAGCACUUAAUGUCCCGAUUUGGAAAACUUUUGCAAAUGCAGUCACUGGUGGAUAUGACACUAAUGUGUAGUUCCCACACUUUGCGUGUUCAUAAAGCGGUACUUGCUGCUAGCAGCGCUUAUUUCCAAGAAGUUUUACAAAAACAAACCGGGGAACCAUUGAUUAUAUUAAAAAUGAGGUUUAGCGUGUUAAAAUGUCUGGUGGAGUUCAUGUAUUGCGGCAAGACACAGUGUUUGGAGGAGAACUUGGAUGAGCUGGUGUCCGCUGCACAGUUCCUUAAAAUAAAGGGACUGUCAAAAGUAACGAAAGAAGGACUAGGAAUCACCAAUCAAACUAAGCUACCAUUGUUCACCCCACCAGUGGUGAUCAACCGUCCUCCCCAGUCAUUGAUCGACCUACAUUCGCAGGACAAUGCAGAAAACAAAAUACAGUUUCCUCAAGUGCCAUCGUCGAGCAAUAUUAACACUCAAAGUGUGGACAAUCUUAACCGUACAAAUAAGGAUAUGGUGAUGUGUAUACCAUUUGAUAUCGAAAAUGCUGCAAACACCUGCGCUGAUUAUUCAGAUGCCUCUCGUACUAUCAGGCCGCGCCGUGGAAGGCCUAGCUUUAAGCGGCCAUCCGGAUGGGAAGGUGGCGGUGUUCUAGGUCGAGCUGCUGAAAGAGCUCUAAUGCGUCGAGAACAGGACUCCCGUAAAGCCAUACACCAUCUCAAGCAUUUACAGACAAAACAUAUACAGGACUACAUGGACAGGGUAACACUAUCACAAGCCGUUAACAGCAUAUGCAACAAUGAUACCACUUCUCCCAGUUACCUCAACAUGGAUAAUGACAUUAUAUACAUGGAUCAAUCGGUCGCUUCUAACCAACUCGACUCUUCGGAUCCAUUUGCCAAAGAUUCACUUGGAAACGAAGCGUUAACGUCUAACUUUCCUAAUGCAACUAGUACAGGCAAUGGUAACGCUCCAAACGUUGGAAUAAACAAUGCUAUGUCCCAAUAUGUUAAUGCAUUAAAGAACGCUGGCUUACCUACAGAUUUGCCAAUUUUAUUUGAAUCUGGAGAUGGAUCCUAUAUAAAUGUUAAUGAACAAGUUCUUCUAGACAUGGUCCAGAGCAGCGAAAUACAAUACGAAGUAAUUGAACAACCUAAUAUUAUUGAAAAAGUAGCAGAUCCGAGUGAAAUAAAAAGUAUUGAUGAAUUAUCAAAAUCUAUUGAGCGUGGAGAAAUGCUUCUAGGCUCGAAGAGUUUCUCUACUAACGACUUCGAUAAAAGUAGUAGCAUACAUGAAGAUACAAUAAAUAGUUUAAACGAGAUUUUGCCAGAUAAUUUAGAAGAUUAUCAUCUUCAAUCUGGCCCCACAACGUUGGAUCGUGAUAAUAAUAAUGAUUUUUCAUGUAUUGACAGUGAUAUGCAAUUUUUCACGAAAUCAAUGAGUGAAGAUGUAAAAAAAUACUACGAUGACCAACAGUUGAAUGAUGCUAGAGUACUUGAUCAGUUUUGUCCAGCGAGUACUUCUUUCGACACUAGUUUUAGUAUGUCCUUACUUGAUACUAAAACACAACUAGGGGACAACACGACGCAGCAGUAUAGUUCUAUCAAUACCGAUGAUCUAAAAAGAAAUGAUGCCUGUUAUGAUUUUAGUUUACAAUUACCUCAUACCAAUGAUUUUAAGGAAGACGCACUAGAUUGCUUACUCUCUACUCCAAAACGUAAUGAAAAUCAAGAAAGCUAUAUUAACACCGAUACAGACAACAGGCUUCAGGAACAGGAUGAAAUCAUGAAAGAUCUUAUGAAUAUAGAGAAUAGAAUAAAUAUGGGAAAUUGUAAUAAAAAUACUAAUGAAGAACCUACAUGCGAUAAUAUUAAUACUACAUUAGAUUCUGAAUUAGCAAAUAUAAGUAAAGAUACUAGUUCAGUUGGGAACUCUGUUGAUGCUUCACAUAAUUUAGAAUGGGACUUUUCUAAAAUCAAUGACAUAAAUAAAACUGAUGAUAAUAUCAAUAGCAUAAGUUUGAUUGAGCAACAACCUAAUACGAAUAAAUCAGAAGUAGUAGAUUUAAGCAACUCUGAAAAUAUUGAUGAUAAAUGGAAUUCAAUGAAUGAUGAACACGUGAUUGACAAAGAAAAUAAAAUGUAUAACUAUCAAGAUACUGAUUCACGUAAUUCAACCUUGGAUGAAAAUAUACCUUUUGCCGUUGGAUUGCUCCCUUUGAAGCAAGUACAAACAACUGAAGAGACGUUAUUAAAAAGAAAAAAUAACGUAAAUGAUGUAGAUUUUUCAGAUAAUGUAGAUGCGAAAUGUUUAAAACGUAAAAUAAAGUGUAAAAAGAUAUAACUAUGAAUUAUGUGCGUAAUAAAAAUAUGCGAAAAACU